UAAAUAAUUGUUGUCUGCUACCGCACAAACUUUUAGGUGUAACAAUGGCAUUUCUCGCUUGUUUUUGAAGUCUUUAUGCUUAAUUUUGUUUAAUAAUAUAUUUACAACGAAGUUUUGCUAAUACAUAUUGAAAAUAUGUCUGAAUACUGGAAGUCUCAACCUAAAAAGUUUUGUGAGUUUUGCAAAUGCUGGAUAACAGACAAUAAACCGAGUGUUGAUUUCCAUGAGAGGGGAAAAAGACAUCAAGAAAAUGUCAAACUUAAAAUUGAAGAGGCAAAGAAGAAAGGUUUUGAGUCGGAGAAAAAAAAGUUAAAAGAGAAUGAGUACAUGGAGAGAAUGGAAAAGGCUGCCAUGAAAGCUUUUAAGAAAGAUCUCGCUGAAAAUCCUGAACUUGCAAAGCAGUACAAUGUCAAACUUCCAGAAGUAUUCGAGGGCCCACAACUCCCUGAAGGUUUUAAACCACCAGAAGAGAAACCUCCAGAUACGAGUCAGGGAGAGCCUUCAGGGGUGCAAACUAGGAGUGAGGAGGGGGAAUGGAUGGAGGCAAUGUCCGAGAUGGGGUAUCCUUACUACUGGAAUACAGCAACAGGAAAGCCUGUGUGGGUUGCCCCUGAGAAAUAUGUGUCCCUGGUAGACCAGGGUCUAGCUCCACCCCCACAGACAUAUGACAACAAAAAAGCCCAGGAGGAAAAACAAAAGCCACCAGUACCUGUGGAGAUCCCCCUACCCCCAACAAUUGAGAACAUUCCCCUCCCUGGAGAGGGCCCCCCAGCCCCACCCCCUGAGGAGGAGGAGGAGAGUGAGGAAGAGGAGGAAGCCAAUCAGGACAGAGGAUCACGGGGCGUCUAUGGCAUCUGGGCUCGUGUACAAAAGGAGCAAGAUAAACCUCAAGUAGAUCUCCAGCUGCCCACGUCAGCAGAAACCAUAGAGACAAUUGUUAUACCUAUGCCUAAGGAGGAAGUGAAAUUAAAAUUCAAGGAAAAAAUAGUGACUUCCCUCGGCACCAGUAAAGGUCCUGUGGCCUUCAAAAAGAGAAAAAUUGGUGACAGUGGUAGGAAUGUGCGCCGGAGAAAUGAUGAUGAUGACUGAAGGACUUAUUUAGUGCAAUUUGUUGCAUGAUUUUUCGAUUGUCCAUUAUAUGAUAAUAAGAACGCUAUGGUACUUUCAUAGCCUUAGUGCCGUCAUGAAUAUGGUCGUGUCAAAUGGUGUCAUUCAAAAAACCAUUCAAGACAUUCAUUUAGAACUUGGUAAAUCCCAGAAUUUGGGCAAGUCCAGAAAGUAUUUUACCAUUGUUUUGCUGAAAGUUUUUCACUGUGCCUCUAAAAUUCCUUGCAAUAUUUCAUGACUGAACCGUCAACCGUGGGCGGCAAGAGUUUUGAUAUAGUAAGCUCAAAAGAGUUGCAUAGGCACGUGGUUUGUUUUUUAUUAACGUUUAAAUGCGAGGGCUAAAGUGUUGAUGAGAUAUUGUCAUGAAUAAAAUCAUGUGUUAGCGUAUUAGUAUGAGCCUUGUUCUUUCAAUACAUGGUCAUUUAAAGGUAUGAAACAUGUUUUAUAUUCACAUUGUUGAUACGUAAUUGUAUAUAUUAGUAUGUUUUACUGAUGUAUAGUGAAUCAAUAUGUAACUGAUAAUUGUUAAUAGACUUUUUUUAUAAAAACACAGAUAAAAAAAAUAUAGUCAGUUUGUCAUUAAUAUAACUAUUUGUGUAUUUUCAGAGGUAAAAUUUGCAGUGUGUGUAAACCACAUGAUAAAUGACGUCAUAUAUGUUAUGUCGGAAGGCAACAUUUUGCUUAAAAUAAAUACUUAAAACAAAGAUAACUUUUAUUUUAAUACAACAUUUUCAAUGAAACAAAAGGCAGACUAUGCCGUUUAAAGAGCCCUGCCUUAGUUUUAUAACUGGAGUUAGAUAAGGUGAUUAGUUUCAUCAAACACUUCGACAAACCUGUUUCCAAAAUAAUGUUUUGACAGUGAUCCGUCAGAAGGCCAUUUUGAGAAAAGGUUUGUCAAGUGUUUGAAGAAAAUAAACUCUCAAUCAAUCUCUGGUGAAAUACCAAAGACGGAGCUCCGUCAGCGGCGUAGACUGCGCUAUGCUUCAUUUAAAAUGGUGAACUCUCUAAGCAAAAUGUUGCCUUCCAAUGUAGCAUUUAUGACGCAAUUCUUCACGUGGCAUACACAUACUAAUUUGGAGGUAUUGUAAUCACCUUGAUGUGAUCCAAGGCAGCAUGAAAAAAAUAACCCUGGCCUUAAUUCAAGGAAUUGUUAAGAUAUUCACAUGACAAUUAAAACAAAAUAUGCACAUGUGUAGCAAGGUCCAUAACCCUACCUCACAUAAUUGUCAAGCUAUGCCCCUUGGUGGUCUGCAAAGGUCAAGCAAAAACUUAACCUUCACAGAAAAAUCAUUAAAUAUAUUCAUAUGAAACAAAGUACACAUGUUAACAGUGACAAUAUCUCAUAUGAUGUAAGGCCCCUAACUCUCACUUCAUAAAUUGUUGUUUCUUGCUUCUUUAUUGACGUAAAGAUAGAAAAAGAUAGAUGAGUGUUGGCGUCCUCCUUCAGUGCUCUCAUAUUUAACUGUAAACACAGCAAGCAUUUACUAAUCUUAAUGUUAAGAUUAUCUCUUGAAGGUGACAUGUAGUUUUACAAGCAAUGAUCAAUGGCAAAUGAUCAAAUAUUCUUUUUGCAACAGAAUUUACAAUCACAAGCAGCCAAAUCCAAUAUAUUGUUCAGAAAAAAGAGAACUGAAUAAUCCUUUGUGUUAUUAAAGCUGCACUCUCACAGAUAAAACAUUUUGACACUUUUUUUUAUUUUUUGUAUUGGAACGAGACGAUUUUUGCGAAAAUGCAUGGAAACCAGUUAUAUAAGAGUGCUGACAAAAAAUUAGAUCACCGAUUUUUAUAUUUAAGUUUAAAAAUUGAUGUUUUAUGCAUUUUUCUAAAAUCGUUAGUUACAGU
Molecule: messenger RNA, 2949 nt
Organism: Mya arenaria
Lineage: Eukaryota; Metazoa; Mollusca; Bivalvia; Myida; Myidae
Product: WW domain-binding protein 4-like
Exons: 9
Coding region: 136-1089 (317 amino acids)
Biological process (GO): mRNA splicing, via spliceosome
Cellular component (GO): precatalytic spliceosome; nucleus
Molecular function (GO): zinc ion binding; RNA binding; protein binding
Source: RefSeq, a predicted model, not a curated record